Molecule: messenger RNA, 1349 nt
Organism: Limulus polyphemus (Atlantic horseshoe crab)
Lineage: Eukaryota; Metazoa; Arthropoda; Merostomata; Xiphosura; Limulidae
Product: RNA-binding protein lark-like
Exons: 8
Coding region: 106-801 (231 amino acids)
Cellular component (GO): cytosol
Molecular function (GO): mRNA binding
Source: RefSeq, a predicted model, not a curated record
ACCAGAUGGCAGUUUAACUAGCGUCGGCCGUUGUCUUGGUUAGCCUGUCUAUUGUAUACUUAACAUUGUGUAACUGUCUUCCAAGUAUCAACACACCCUUCACAUAUGGCUCCUAGAACAAAAAUAUUUGUUGGACGUUUACCUGAUAACUGUGACUCAUCAGAGCUUCAGUUGCUGUUUGAAAAAUAUGGAAGUGUAACAGAAUGUGAUGUAAUAAAGAAAUAUGGAUUUGUGCACAUGAGUUCACCAGAAGAAGCUGAAACAGCCAUAAAAGAAUUGAAUAAUUAUAAUUUAAGAGGAUCAACCAUAAGUGUUGAGCCUUCCACAAGCAAGCUGCAUCUAGAGCCUGGUGCCCCUGGGCGAGCCAAGACUGAAGGAUCCACGUGGUAUGGAAGAUCAAGAAAUGGUUAUGUACCAAGAGAUUAUUAUAUGGACAGAUACUAUGAAGAUUACAGACAAGAUUCUUACUAUCGACCUCGGCCCUAUUCAUCUUUGUAUGACAGGCGUCCACCACCGCCACCACCACCACCACCUCAUAUUCCAUACAGAGAUGACCUCUAUAGAGACUAUAGAGAUGAGUCGCAGUGGAGUUCACUGACUUCAUCUCGAGAUAGCUCAUACAGAAGAUCUUUGCCACCGCCACCUCCUAGGGAUGAUCCAUAUCCUAGAAGGAUACCACCUCCUCCACCUCUUGAUGAUGAUGAUAUGUAUGAUGGCCGUGAGUCAUCAGAUUAUCUUUAUUCAAGACGUUCCCCUACAGCCAUGUUUUCAUCUACUUACAGGUCCUCAAGUAUUUGGUGAGAGAAGAUAUUGAAAACAUUUACUGCAAAAAAGUGUCACCGCCUCAACUUCCAUUAUGAAGAUUCUUCAUUUCAAAAUGUAUGCUGACCAUGUUGUCUUGUCAUAUUGGGUAUUGAAAAUUGCUGUAGAAGCAACCCAUCUCUGUGUCAACAACCUAAAUAUCAGGAUUAGUUGUAUUUUUUGAUGAAAUGUUACCUAUUUUGCAUUUAAAAUAUAUUUCAAUUUCACCACUAGGCACUUUAAUUAGGAAAUUAUGACAAUAAUUAACUCUUACUGUACAAAAGCGUUCUAUUAGAAACUGUUAUUGUUUCUCAUAAUCAAGUACUGUACUUGUAGCCUGUUAUUUUUUCUAUAAACAACUUUGUUUUAUUGUUGUGUUUAUGUAGAGUAUGACUUUUUGGUAUUGCAUUUUUUUUUUCCCCAAUUAUGCCCUAUUUUUGUAUAUGAUAAUUGGUACAGUUUUAAAACUUGUAUGAAUAAGACUUCAGUAGUGCUUUUGUCUCAAUAAAGCUCACUGUCCUGCUGUGGCAAAUGUUGUAUUUUAGUUA